AUGAUACGGGACAGAAUAUUCAUCGGAGUCAAAGAGCAACGGAUACAGCAGAAGCUUCUCGAGGUGAAGGACCUUACGAUGGCCAAAGCAGUGGACAUCUGUCGGUCUGCUGAGCUGUCCAGAGAACAAUCCGACAAUCAUGCAUGGCUUGCGACGAGAGAUGCGGAUGAGAUGCUUCCGACUGAUAUAUGUACUUUUAAAAGGUAUAGG
Brenthis ino (lesser marbled fritillary) is the source of this 210-nucleotide messenger RNA. The record is from the annotation of a GenBank genome assembly. Lineage: Eukaryota; Metazoa; Arthropoda; Insecta; Lepidoptera; Nymphalidae.